Aspergillus tanneri is the source of this 3408-nucleotide messenger RNA. RefSeq lists its product as uncharacterized. Bases 1 to 3408 code for a protein of 1135 amino acids. The transcript has 3 exons. The record is from RefSeq and is a predicted model, not a curated record. Lineage: Eukaryota; Fungi; Ascomycota; Eurotiomycetes; Eurotiales; Aspergillaceae.
AUGUCUUCCUUUUACCCAGAGGCUGUGAGCAACCAUCAAGAUGAACAAGCCUUUUUGUCCCGCGCCGCCAGCUACAACCACCUCCCCGAUCUCUCUACUUCGGAGCCUCCCUCCCCGAGUCUUAGAAGGACCUUCUCCGAUCUAACAUAUCCACACCAGUCCGAGUCAUCACCGUCAAAGGAGGAUGUGGCCGCUGGGAAAGACAUUCUGCGACGAACCUCGCUUCGCUCUAAGGAGAGAUCGACAAUUGCCGUCUCUCGGUUCACCCUUUCGAGCGAAGACUUGACCAAUCCGGCGGAUGGAGAGCCCUUGGAUGCUCUUUCAAAAGCUCCGGAAACCCAGGCCCCAGAACCCGUCGCCCGCCCUUCCAAGGCGCGCUCAAUGUCCGGUAGGCUGGCCAGUUUAGCUCGGAAACCACGGUGGGCGUCAAACUCUCCAUAUCGAUCGCCCGCCCCAUCCGCCAAAAAUUCCCGAGUACACGCCUUGCGCAACGAGGAGAUCUCAUCGCUAAGCUCGCAACCGCCUUCAUCGAAGAUGGGUGCUCAACCGGACUCUCCCCCGGCAUCAGAUGCCACCGCCCCUUCUCGCAAACGAACAAUUCUAAACAAGCGACCUCGGCGACCCACGGUAGCGGUCGUGACCCAGAGCCGGGCAGAUAGCCCAAGUACUCCUAAUAGUCCCUCACCUCUCCCGCUGGGGACGAAGGGUUCACUCGAACGACUCACCACUUCUUUGAAUGUCUCAACUCCGGUUCUCCCGCCUAUUCACAAGACGCAUGGUGCUGCCGGUAACACCCAUAGUAACAUGGAUAUUCCGCGGAAAAAGGAUGAACUGUGGGCAGUUUUCCGGGGUCUCGAGGCCGAUUUUCAGAAGUUCCAAUCCAAAUCUAGUGCGUUGAAAGCCAACGUUAUUCGCUCUUCACUCCUACCAUUUCUUAAUCGUAAUCAUUCACACCCAUCUUAUAAGUCUCUACGGCCGGAAGACCUGGACCGUCGGGUAAAUAUACUCAAUAAAUGGUGGACAGGAUUACUGGAAAUGCUCAAUGGCAAGCAUAACCAGUCCAUCUCCGGAACAGACAGGCCGGUCUAUCUGGAAGCUGUGGUCGGGAUUAUGACUCGACCAGAAUGGAGGAUACCCUUCCCAAUGCGCCCGUCCGAUGGAAGGUCCCCCAAGCCAUUGCAACACGCGCCGAGUUCGAUCUCGGAGAGCUCGGAAGGCUCGUCUGGGUCUGAUUUCCUCGUCGAAUCUAUCUACCAUAACAUCAGGAAUAUUUUCACGCAAAAUCUACUCUCCCAGAUGGCUUUCGUGGUGGAUCGAAUGUCCAUGAGACACGCCCCCGCCAGCCUGGUGGCAUUCUGUGGGAAAGCCUGUGCAUAUGCGUUCUUUUUCUGUCCCGGCGUGGCAGAUAUCCUUGUCCGAUUGUGGAAUACGUUUCCCAACGUCUUCCGGCGAAUUCUUAGCCAGUCGAAUGUUGACCGAAGCAGCAGUACGCGCGCAUUCACCCGGGAUCUCUCGUUGAACUUUCCCAUAGCCUUGCGCUCGCUGGCUUUCCACGCGCACACGCCUCUGGUUCGAUAUCUCCGCCAAAAACCCGAUGUGCCCUUGAACACGGCCCAGAUUCCGUGGCAGAACCCUUGGGUCUCUCGAUGGUGCGGUCGUGACUCCGAUCUGUUCUUCGUUUUUGUGAAGUACGUGCACAUUCUGUAUAGUGAUGCUUUGCCUCUUGAUAUCGACAAAGAGCAGCGUAUCCUGGCCCCAGGAUUGCUUCCGAUCCAUGCUCAAGUCCUUGUUGUCCUGGAGGAUACUCUUUACAAACAGUCCGUGCCUCAAGCACCGGAAAACACGCACACCGCCGCGGCGAUCACGUUUGACGAUUUUAUCGAAGGCGCCGAUGCAGCCGUUUCCGCCCUUCCCUUGGGAGCUGCAAACAGUCACCGUUCAAUGGCUGAGAAUCGCCUGAUCAUUCUACUUCGUGACUUUCUCUCUGAGUCUUCAGUAGAGCCAAAUCAAGCGCGAUUGCUGUAUGCGGAGUCGUUCUCUGGUAUCAUGAAGGCAGCCGCCCAGACGAUUUCCUUGUUUGACCAUAACGCGUGCUUUUUGCUAUGUGAUUUCAUUGAAGAGGUAAUCUCGAUCAUCACACGCUUCUCCCGCAUGGUUGAGCUUGAAAUCUUUGACUGGAAAUUUUGGCUCGAAGUCUGCAAACAGAUGAUGCAAAGCCACAAUUCACUCACUGAAGUCCGGGUGUUCUCUUUCCUCUUCUGUAUUUGGGGGGCGUGGACCGCUUCUGAAGAACGAAAGGAGGCUCUUUGUCUAGGAUUUCUCUUGGACGAGCAGCUAUUUUUUCAUUACUUCAGUCACUGGAGCCCCAUGGUUCGUGCCUAUUUUCAUCGUCUCGUGUGCUGGAGGAUGGGGAGAUUUAACGGUGAUCCCUCACCUCUUGAGACAAAAAUUUAUGAAACGUUGUUAGCUCGACUCCAGCGGAUUUGGCGAUAUUACCUCGCAUUCCAAACGAAGGCGGAGGAAACACUUACACCACCGUUAUCUUCUGCCCCCUGUACGCCCGCUCCUGGGCGCAGGAUCAUCAUCAUCCGGUGUGACAAUCCGAUGUCGCCGUCACAUCUCUUCGUCUCUUUUGACCGUGUAGUCCCCUCUGCUCCGGUAGAGCAGAACCCACCAACCAUAAUGGAAAGCUCUUCGAGGUCUGAUACCCCUGCCUCGGAUACUCAGCAGCCCACGAAAAAAAGAUGGAAUAUCUUGAAAGCCGUGUUCGGCGGUUCCUCGAGUGCAAGGUCUAGUAUCGACAACUCUCCUACCAGCAGUUCCGAUGAAUCAGAUGCCAAUGGACAUGAUUCCACAGUGGCUACCGAUAAAUGCCUGGAUAGCCAUUGGUGUGCUCACAAUAGUUCCGGGGAGCUCUCCCGACCCAAAACGGCACACCAGCCCUAUUCUUUCAAGUUUUCGCUAGAGUGGAUGGACCGACCUCCGUGGCCCAGUAGGAAUAAACGUCUCUUCACCCCUUGUCUUCCAGUGGCAGCCCAGUUGCAUUUGCAGCUCCGGACCUCAAUGACUAGACUCGACUGCGAAUCAGCAUCGGAAUAUGCAUCUGCUACAGAAUCCGAGGGCGAAACUAAGAGUGACGUGCCUCUUCGGGGGCCUGUAUCCGACGAGCAAAUGAAGACAGAAGCGGACUCAUGUUCCAUGCCGGAUGCAGCGUCCUACAGACCAGACUUCAAGCUGGCGCUUAAUGACACCCUCGUGGCAAGUAAAUACGCUGGCCGUGCUCUUGCCGAAUGGGGGCAGAUCGUCUCCGAAUGCGACAGUUUCUUUUCCCGAAGGCGCGAUGAAGGUGUGCCCUGUGACCGAAUGGUUGAAACACCAACGCUGGGCGUUGAAAGCUUCAGGAAGUAG